Molecule: messenger RNA, 2326 nt
Organism: Drosophila santomea
Lineage: Eukaryota; Metazoa; Arthropoda; Insecta; Diptera; Drosophilidae
Product: chromatin modification-related protein eaf-1
Exons: 5
Coding region: 7-2199 (730 amino acids)
Source: RefSeq, a predicted model, not a curated record
GCAGCCAUGGGAAUAAUGCCGCUCAUACGGGUACUGGCCACCAUCGCCAUCGCCAUCUGUUGCCUCCUGGCCACUUCCUGUGGCGCCGAGAACAUCGAGGCCAUUUCCACCAAGGCCGCGGACAAGGUCGAGGCCACCACCACCACCAAGCUGACCCCCACCGUCGCGGAGGACUCCAAGAGCAAGACCGAGAAGCGCGACUCAUCGGAUCAGACAGGUGGUCCCUACUUGAGCCUAUCGAGCAAAGAGCCCCCCUUCCGGCCGUAUUACCCACCCGGCAGCCACUUUGAGGCGGAGACGCCCACGCCCAUCUUCGGACCCACCACGCUGCGCUACACGGCGGCGGAGGCGGCACCACCGGCGGCAACACUGCCACAGGCGUUCUACGGACAGAGGGCGCCACCGCAGCACCACCGCUUCAGCUUUGCAGUGCCGCCGCAAGUGGAAUCCUACCAGCGACAAGUCGCGUAUAAGCCAGCUGCCCCCUCGCCGCAGCCGCAGCUGCAGCCACAUCAGCAUCUGCAUCAGCAUCCGCAUCAGCAUCCGCAUCAGCAUCCGCAUCAGCAGUCGAUUUUCAAUUACGGCGAACUUGAGCCGGAGGCGGGGGCAGCCACACCACUGGCCACCCAGCAGGCGAAGUACCUGCAGCAGCCGCAGCCGCAGCAAAAGUUGCAGCAACGCAUCCAGUACAUAAUUGCCAUACCUCUGUCCUACAUGCGCCAGUUGCAGCAGCAGCAACAGUUGCAACAGCAGCAGCAGCAGCAGCAUCAUCAGUUGAUCCUGGGUCCACCGCCCACCAGUAGUAGCAGCAGCACCACCAGCACCAGCACCACCAGCACUGCACCACCCUCAGCACCCUCGGCGCCCUUGGCCAACGGCAGGCAUUCGGUGGUGCAGCUGCUGGGUCCGCUGGCCCGCGACCAUCAGGGCCAGUACAAGCCCUACUACCAGUCGGACGCCGCCAGUGCACCACUCGCUGGACCCGGCGCACCACUGAUCCACCAGCCGUACCUACAAAUCCCCACCAGCCUGCUGAUGGCCGCCGCCCAGCAGCUGCAGCAGCACCACCACCAACAGCAGCAACAGCAGCAGCAGCAGCAACAACAGCAGCAUGUUUACGCCAAAGUGGCCGCACCACCUGCACCACCCACCUCCCAGCCCGCCCAGCUGAUCUACCAGCCGCAGCCGCAGGCGCACCACCACCAGCCGCAGAUCCAACUGCAGCUGCAGCGAAUCUUCCUGCAACACCCGCAGCCCCAGCAAUCCACCAUCUACGCCGAGCAGCCAGCUCCACUUUAUGCAUAUCCGCUGCAGCAGCAACACCAGCAGCAAAACCAGCAGCAACACCAGCACUACCACCAGAAGCCGCAGCAGCAACAGCCCCUGAAACAGGCGCAUCAGUCGCAGCAGCAACACAAAUACACGCCUGCAGCACCGACAUCUCCGACAGCAUUGACAACAUCAACAACGAGCAGCACAGCAGCAGCAGCAGCAACAGCAACAGCAGCAACAGGAACACCACAGGCAGCAGCAGCAGCAGCAGCAACAUCUACACGACAGCAACACUUGCCCCUGGUGCACUACAAUCCCAUUUACGUGCAGGCGCCCGCCGAGCAGCAGCAUCCGCAGCAGCAGCAUCAAUUUGCCAUAUUGCCACGUUUUAGCAAUAAUAACCCCAAGGCCGUUUACAGCCUGGCCCAUGAAUCGGCGGGUCCAGGCCCAGGAUUGGUAACGGGAUCGGGAGCGGGAGCAGCUCCCAUUCACGUGGUCAGAUUGUCGGCGGCAAAUGGGCCGCCGAUCCAUCACUACCACCACUACCAGCCGGCGGCGCCGCUGCUGCAGUCGCUCUAUGGCCAUGCCCCGCAGCAGUAUGUGUCGCCGUAUGCGGCCGUUUCCGGUGCAGGUUCAGGUUCAGGCUCCGGUGGCAGCUCCGGGUCCAGCUCCCUUUUGGCCGGACCCACGCCAUCGCCCCACAUGACCGCGGCCUCGCCGGCCAUUAUUCCGUACUUCAGUCAUCCGGGCGCCGUGCAUUAUGGCACGCAUUUGUACCAACCGGGCGCAGCAACAGCACUGGGUGCAACAGCAUCAGCAGCAUCCGCAGCAGGGCCCAGAUCCACAGCAGGAGCAAAGCAACAGUCGACCGCAACAAGUGGGGGACAGCUGCCAGGUGACAGCAGCAAUAUUGUGAAAUAUCCCUAAGGCGAUCAAAACAACAAUGACAGCAGCAGCAGCAGCAACACAAUCGCCACCAGGAGCAACAUCACCCAGGGCGAGGAUGGAGCUGAGCUCUAAGCUCGAUUUGAGGACACAGGAGCAGCCAGGAGCA